CAGCCUGGCUCCAAGCCAGCCCAGCGGCAGGAUCAGCAGGUCCCAGGGGCGUGGCAGUGGCCAGUAGUAGAGCCGGCCCACACCGGCUAGGCAGGCAGCAGAGUCCCUGGACGGCUGAGCGUGCGGCUGUGGGAGCUUCUGCAGGAGUGCAGUCAUGAGCCUUUUCCUUUACUAUGCCCUCCCCGCCCUCGGCAGCUAUGCCAUGCUCUCCAUCUUCUUCCUGCGCCGGCCUCACCUGCUGCACACGCCCCGGGCUCCCAACUUCCGCAUCCGCCUGGGAGCCCACCGAGGAGGAUCUGGAGAGCUGCUGGAGAACACCAUGGAGGCCAUGGAGAACUCCAUGGCCCAGCACUCGGACCUCCUGGAGCUCGACUGUCAGCUGACACGGGACAGAGUGGUUGUGGUGUCACAUGAUGAGAACCUGUGCCGUCAGUCAGGCUUGAACAGGGAUGUGAGCAGCCUGGACUUUGAGGACCUGCCCCUCUACAAGGAGGAGCUGGAGGUUUACUUCUCUCCAGGCCACUUUGCUCACGGGACAGACCGGCGCAUGGUGCGUCUGGAGGACCUGUUCCAGAGGUUCCCAAGGACACCCAUGAGCGUGGAGAUCAAAGGGAAGAACGAAGAGCUCAUCCGUGAGAUAGCAGGCUUGGUGAGGCGCUUUGACCGUAAUGAAAUCACCGUCUGGGCCUCGGAGAAGAGCUCCAUCAUGAAGAAAUGCAAGGCUGCUAACCCCGAGAUGCCCCAGUCCUUCACAAUAAGCCGAGGAUUCUGGGUGCUCCUUUCUUACUACCUGGGGCUGCUGCCCUUCAUCCCAAUCCCUGAGAAGUUCUUCUUCUGCUUCUUGCCCAACAUCAUCAACAGGACCUAUUUCCCAUUUUCCUGCUCUUGCCUGAACCAGUUGUUGGCUGUGGUUUCGAAAUGGAUGAUCAUGAGGAAGAGUCUGAUCCGACACUUGGAGGAGCGCGGGGUGCAGGUGGUCUUUUGGUGCCUUAAUGAUGAGUCAGAUUUUGAAGCCGCCUUCAGCGUGGGAGCCUCUGGCGUCAUGACGGAUUACCCCACAGCUCUGAGGCACUACCUGGACAACCAUGAACCAGCUGCCCGGACCUCCUAAGUCCAGAGGCCUCACCCUCUCCUGUUUCUCUUCCUGAAAAAUAAAUAUUUGCCUUUGGAUCACAUCGUUGUGCUGAGAGUGAGGAGUAGAGGGGUGGGUCCUGAAGAUGUCAAGAUGGCAGCUUAGGAGGGAACAGGCCAGCCCUGAGGCUGGAGCCUGGGGCUCUCAGGAGCCUGACCCACUGGUUCCACUACAUUCCCGUCAUCCUAGCACACCCUGUGUCAACCUGGCCUCCACUCUCCUCAGGAAUGUCCCCUCACUGCCAACCCAGGUGUCCUGGCCCCCAGCCACUUGACAGCGACAGAUAAUCGUUCCAUUUUCCUGAGGCCAUCAACAGCCCAGGCACAGGGCAGGGGGCUUGAUCUCUCCCAUGUCUUGCCCUGUGAGCUUCCUCCUCGUGCUGCAGAGGAUGGGCCUUGGUGGAACAGCUGAGUUCACCCAGCCCCUCUGCUGCCUCCGCCAUUCCAACCUUCUCCUCCCAGGUCUCCUUCUCCAGAAGCUCCCAGAACGCCUGUGCCCUCUCCAGCCCCAGGGCCACAUUCAUUGAAUGAACUACACAUUCACAUUUCACAGACACUUAUUGAGCGCCUCCUCUAGGCCAGGCCGGGCCCACUGCAGUGAGAAAGACAAGGGUAAGAACUGCAGAAGCGUGUUGAAACACACGUGCCCUGAGAUCAGAUCUAACCCAGCCUGGAAGACAGGGGCAUCGGAGGGGUGCCUGGAGGGAAGUGAUGUAGGAAUUGCCUGGUUCGAGGCUCUGGCUGCCAGGGGGGAUGCACCCCUCUGGCCCUUCCCUGCUAAGAGGUGAACUGAGUGUGUCCCUGGCGCUCUGGCAAAGGCCGUGGAAUGGGCCCACCCUGAGAAUUCCAGCUUCGCCCCGUACCAGCUGGAUAACCUGGGGAGCCGCGAGACCUCCCUGGGCCUCAGCCCCCGGAACAGAGGAACCAACGGGAGAAACGGCCUCACCGGAUUGAUGCGGGGAUUGAGCAGGGCUUGGGCGGCGGGCAAACGCGGGUCAUUAUGACUCUACUCCCCCGGGCGUGCGUCCCAGCGCCAUCCCUUUCUCCGCCCCGCGCCCGGCCUAGACCCUCCGACCCCGCCCCGGCGCGGACCGCGAGCAGGAAUGCUAGCAGGCCCGGGACGCGCGGGCCGCCGCCGCAUUUCCGGGCCGGCGGGUGCGGGCGGCGGGGGAGGGGCAGCCAGGACCUGCGCCGGCGGCCGAGUGACGCGCCCCCUCAUUUGCAUGCGGCGCGCCCAUUGGCCACGGCGGCCGCCGGGACGGGAGGCGGGUCCCCUCCCCCUCCCGCCGCAGCGGCGGCAGCAGCUGGGCUCGGUGUAAACAAGUCCAGGCGCCUGCGAACCCGGGCCGGGGGGGACGGCGCCCGCCAGGAGCGCCCCCCACUCCCAGGCCAGCCCACCCCGGCGGACCGGGCCCCGCGCGCCCAGGCGAGGCCUAUUUGGAUGAUUGUCACCGGAGGUAUAGCUGUGCCCACUGCCGCGCUCACCUGGCCAACCACGACGACCUCAUCUCCAAGUCCUUCCAGGGCAGUCAGGGGCGUGCCUACCUCUUCAACUCUGUGGUGAACGUGGGCUGCGGGCCAGCCGAGGAGCGGGUGCUGCUGACCGGCCUCCAUGCUGUUGCCGACAUCCACUGCGAGAACUGCAAGACCACUUUGGGCUGGAAAUAUCGAUCCUGUAGGUAGAAGCUAUUAUUAUCUCUACAGAAGAAGACAGGGAGGCCCAGAGAUGUUAGGUAACUUGGCCAAGAUCACACAACUGGAACAGGCCUUUGAGAGCAGCCAGAAGUACAAAGAGGGGAAGUACAUCAUUGAACUCAACCACAUGAUCAAAGACAACGGCUGGGACUGACCCCAGCUCCCCGACGCAUGUGGCUCCAGCCCGGCCUGGCCGCCAGGGAGCGCCACCGGCUUCCCUCUGCCCGAAGGGAGCUCUGGACCCUCAGGGCCCCUGCAGAGGACGGAUCCGGCUCCUGUACAUAUAUUUUAUUGCAUGCACUGUGACCUUGGUGGGACAUCAGAAGGGGGACGACGCCCCCGCACCUCCUGCGAUCUGGCUGGCUUGGAUCUCGUUUUUAACCCCUUCCUGCCCCGCCUGCCCUAUAGAUAUGGCCUGUGUGCUGCUCCCCUGGUCCCAGUGCACCGUCUGCUCUGUGAACUUCUCCUCCCACCAGGCCCCUCUUACCCCACGCGUGUCUGUCCCCCUCGUUCUGUAGCGUUUGUACAUAAUAAAACAAUGGAGUGGAGACA
Molecule: messenger RNA, 3378 nt
Organism: Cebus imitator (Panamanian white-faced capuchin)
Lineage: Eukaryota; Metazoa; Chordata; Mammalia; Primates; Cebidae
Gene: GDPD3
Product: glycerophosphodiester phosphodiesterase domain containing 3
Exons: 15
Coding region: 155-1111 (318 amino acids)
Biological process (GO): glycerophospholipid catabolic process
Cellular component (GO): endoplasmic reticulum membrane
Molecular function (GO): phosphatidylcholine lysophospholipase A1 activity; phosphoric diester hydrolase activity
Source: RefSeq, a predicted model, not a curated record